This is a messenger RNA of Danaus plexippus (monarch butterfly), 3197 nucleotides long. RefSeq names its product ubiquitin carboxyl-terminal hydrolase 5 (gene Usp5). NCBI's taxonomy places the organism in Eukaryota, Metazoa, Arthropoda, Insecta, Lepidoptera, Nymphalidae. The record is from RefSeq and is a predicted model, not a curated record. The coding region runs from base 137 to 2509 and encodes 790 amino acids. Gene Ontology annotation, biological process: protein deubiquitination. The transcript is spliced from 17 exons. Gene Ontology annotation, molecular function: zinc ion binding; cysteine-type deubiquitinase activity; protein binding.
ACUUGUCACUGAGCAACACUAUCAAAUUUUAAUUUAGAUUAGUUUGACGCCGAUCAUUUACUUUUACUGAAAAGUGAGAACGGAUAGUGGAAUAAAAGAAACUAGAUCUUACUGCUGAGUGCAGAGUUAUUAAGUUAUGGCAUCUUUAGAUCUUUUAGUGCAGCACUUACCUAAAAUCACAAUUCCAACUUCCCAGCAGUUGGUUUACAAGGAUGAAUGUGUUUAUUCUUUUGACAAUCCGGAAUCGGAGACGGGUCUGUACGUGUCACUAACGUCAUUUUUAGGCUUCGGAAGAAAUUACGUGGAACAAUAUUUCCAGAAAACAGGCAAUGCGGUGUUUUUACACAUACUAAGAGAGAAGAAACCCAUCCCGGAGCCAGAACAAACAGGAGAUGGUCCAGAAAAGAAAAUAACUCGCCUGGCGAUCGGUGUGGAGGGUGGCUUCGACCCUGACUGUGGCAAACCAAAGUACACUUACACAGAACACUACAACGUUGUGGUGCUGCCGGGGUUUCACACAUUCCCCUGGCCUAAUGACGCUUUACCUGACGUGGUAAAGAAAUCUGUUCAGGCUGUGCUAGAUGCGGAUUCUCCAUUCAAACUCGCCGAGGCGGAGGCUUUACACGGCACCUGGGAUGGGGAGAAGCGAGAAGUAUCCGUCCACUCGGUUAACUUGAAGCAGUUAGAUAACGGCGUUAAAAUACCACCUUCCGGCUGGAAAUGUGCCAAGUGUGAUCUGACAAACAACUUGUGGUUGAAUCUGACCGACGGGUCCAUAUUGUGUGGGAGGAGAUUCUUCGAUGGCUCCGGCGGAAACGAUCACGCGGUGGAGCAUUUCCGCGCGACCGGAUAUCCGCUCGCUGUGAAGCUUGGCACGAUAACAGCUGACGGUACUGGCGACGUGUACUCGUACGCCGAAGACGAUAUGGUCGAGGACCCCUACCUGGCGGAACACCUCAAACACUUCGGCAUCAACGUCCAGCAGUUACAGAAGACGGAGAAGUCGAUGGUGGAGCUGGAGCUGGAACUGAACCGUCGUACGGGCGAGUGGAACACCAUCCAGGAGUCUGGAAGUGAGCUGCGACCGCUGCACGGACCAGCACUCACAGGUGUCAACAACCUCGGCAACUCCUGUUACAUCAAUAGUGUGGUCCAGGUGCUCUUCCGUAUGCCGGACUUCAUACGUCGCUACGUGGAAGGCGCGCCAGAGAUAUUCUCGACCUUCCCCGAAGAUCCUGCUAACGAUUUCAACGUGCAGACCGCUAAAUUGGGUGUUGGUCUCAUAUCCGGUCGCUACUCGUUCCCUACAUCCGGCGGCGGGCAGGCGGGAGUGUCGCCUCACAUGUACCGCGCGCUGGCCGGUCGAGGACAUCGAGAGUUCAGCUCCAAGAGACAGCAGGACGCACACGAAUUCUACCUCCAUCUCCUGACCCUUAUUGAGCGUAACAGCCGUCACAAGCCGAACCCGGCGGACUGUUUGAAGUUGACCGUGGAAGAACGUGUCCAAUGUACGGAGUCUCUCGGCGUGAGGUACACCCGCCGCGUGGAACACCACCUACCACUCCCGGUGCCCGUGGCCGCAGCUACCAACGCGCACUUAGUGAGAGAAUACGAACAGAGACGAGCGGCGGCCGAAGCCAGCGGACAGAAGCUAGAUCCGUCUGAAGUGGUCCGUCCCCUGAUACCGUUUCAAGCGUGUUUAGACGCGUUCAUGAAGGAGGAACUCAUUGAGCAGUUCUUUAGUUCAGCUCUCAAUAAGAAAGUUACUGCUCGCAAAAUAACUCGGCUGGCGACUUUCCCCGAUUACCUUUGGAUCCAGUUAAAGAAAUUCACUAUCAAAGAAGAUUGGACACCCGCCAAGCUAGAUGUGGCCGUGGACAUGCCGUGGGAGAUGGACCUAUCAAGCCUGCGUGGACGCGGUCUGCAGGCCUCUGAAUGCCCUCUACCAGACACCUCACCAGAGACCCCCGCCCCUGUCUACAACGAGGAACUGCUGGCUCAACUGUUGGACAUGGGAUUCCCUAUCGAGGCUUGUAAGAAGGCUCUAUACUACAGCAACAACUCGGGUAUGGAGGCGGCGUCUCACUGGCUCAUGGAGCACAUGAAUGAUUGGGACUUCGCCAACAAGUUCGAAGCGCCCGGCGCCAAAUCUGAUGCAGCAGCGGUGGAUGAGGCGAGUUUAGAGCAAGUGACUGGUAUGGGCUUCACGAGGACUCAGGCUAUCAAGGCUCUCACAGCGACCGAUGGUGACGUGGGGCGUGCGCUGGACUGGAUCUUCAGCCACGCUGAACAACUCGAUGAAGAUACUAACCCUGGCUGCAGAGACGGACCGGAGAAAUACAAACUCAUAGCGUUCAUCUCUCACAUGGGAACAUCAACUAUGGUCGGUCACUAUGUGUGUCACAUACUGCAUGAAGGAAGAUGGGUCAUAUUCAAUGACAAUAAGGUGGCUCUGUCAGAGAACCCCCCAAAGGAUCUCGGCUACUUGUACUUAUAUGAGCGGCUGUGAUGUAUGAACCCGGCGAAAGGCCAAUGUCUCAGACUUCGCUGAUGUCUAACAAAGUUCUUUAAGAACUAGCAACCUCACAUCCAGCUAUAAUAUUGGAAUUAGAAAACUAAAAUACACCUAGUGAGGGAAAAUGCAUCUAGAAUAUAAAAUAAUUUUAUAAAUUAAGUAAACAUUAAUUAAUUAUUUUCCCAUGAACUUUCUCAGUUGCUAGUCUGAAAUUCUAAAGUUAGGGCUGUAAUGUACCCUUCGUUUAUUGUUUCCAGUCAUAGAUUUUAUGCCUGAAAUAUAAGACGUAAUUAAAUUAAUUUUUAAUUAUAUAUUUGUUUUAGUGAUCAGAUCAGAACAUUACUCUAAUAAGUAGGAUUAUUCUAACACAUUGUAGCUAGAUGUGAAGGUGAAAAUAUUAUUAUUGUAUGUUUUUUUUAGGGUUCAGUACCAAAAAUGUGUCUCAUUUUUUGUAUUAAAUAUUUUAAUUAUGUAUCGUUACUUAAACGUCUAUAGAAAAUAAGUUUGUUUAGAGAUAAUCUUGCAAAUGACAAAAAGAAACUAUGUCCAUUAUGAGAUGGUGUAUUUAUAUUGAAAUAGAACGAAACCAGAAGCAAUACUCAAGUGAGAAAUUGAUGUCGAAAGUUAAUGAAAUUAAUGAAUCUAAAAUAAUAGACAACGAAAUAAAAGGUAAUUAUAUGUU